This is a messenger RNA of Cotesia glomerata, 470 nucleotides long. Its product is annotated as venom peptide SjAPI-2-like. The coding region runs from base 27 to 371 and encodes 114 amino acids. The transcript is spliced from 2 exons. The record is from RefSeq and is a predicted model, not a curated record. Lineage: Eukaryota; Metazoa; Arthropoda; Insecta; Hymenoptera; Braconidae.
CUUUACUAAAAAUUAAACUUUCAACGAUGAAGUUUUUGGUAAUAUUUUUGCUGGUACCACUUGAACUAUUUUACGUAAACGCUCAGUGCGAUCAAGAGAAUGUUUCAGUCGACUCCGACGACCAAAUUCAAGGCACGAGUCUCAAUGAUCCUAUGGAGUGUAAUAAAUUAGAAGAGAUUAGUUCUUGUAAUGGUAAUCCGCAGUGUCAAAGAACUUGUGAAAAUUACUCCGAGGAUCCGAAUGCUCCAGGACUCCCUUGUCCUCGGUCUAAAUCUUGUUUCCGAGGAUGUGUUUGCCGAAAAGGAUAUGUAAGGUCUCAAUUAUACGGACCGUGCAUUCAUUUCACCAGGUGUCCUCGUGUCAGACAUUAAUUUAUUAUUUUCGCUCCGUUUUCCUCGAUUUAUAUAUGACUAUUAUUAUUAUAGAUUGACAAUGACUUAUAAAUAAAUAUUAAUUAAUCAAUCAAAUUA